GAUCAAGGUCUUUAAAAUACUCUAAAUAGUUUACCGACUGUUAAAUAUAAUGUUUUCUUACUGGAGCAAACAGAAUAUAUCAAGCUCAGUAGACGGAAAAAAGACGGACAAAGUUUCAACCAUGAGAAAAAAAAAUUUAACAAAAGUUGAAAUGGAAAAAAAAGAAACGCUUUUGCCGAUUGCUCUGGAAUUUCAAGAUUUCCUUAAGCGCGUACAGACGUUACAAAUGUCGCACAACGAAAGUCACGAUUUAGUCAAUGGACCAAAUAUCUGCAGUUCCAUGGAUAUUGAAGUCGGGGAAGAACCUCCUACGACAUCUUUUACCGAUAACAUAGAUAAAGCGUGUCCUUCACCAGUUCUGCGAUCAUCUGAUUGUGAUUGUGUGCCACUUUGUAUGACAAACAUUCGUGUAACAGUUGGUAUUGACAAAGACUUAGAAAUGAUUCUUGAAAUGGAUCCAAGUAUUGUAGAUUUGGGUGAUAUUGCUGAAACUGCAGAGCCGCGCAUAGUGGGCUUACCUCCACUUUCGGGUGGACCUACAUUUAAAACUGCUACUCCCACUUCACGAACACAACUAAAACUGCAGCUACAACGGGAACAACAACAACAAAUGAUGAUACAACAACAGACUCUAGACACUGCUAUGGACCCAAAAAUGCACCUAUUGUUUGGCAGUGGGCAGGGGCUCAUGGAAUCGGAAUUCAUUGACAGCGGUAGUACCAGUGCUUGUGGCAGCGGGUCAUCCAGUUUAGAACAAAUGUCUCAGUUAGUGCAAAUGGACAAUUUAAUUGAAUCGUCAAGUGGAGCCAAGCUUAAAGUUCCUCUUCAAAGUAUAGGAGUAGAUGUGCCGCCCCAAGUGCUGCAGGUCAGUACAGUGCUUGAAAACCCCACAAGGUAUCACGUUAUCCAAAAGCAAAAGAAUCAAGUGAGACAAUAUCUCAGUGAAUCCUUUAAGCCGUCUAUAUGGGGCAGUCAUACCAGCGAAAUAAAAUUAGCAAAUAAUUCGGUGUCAACGGUAAAUCUUCAAAAUUCAUCUUUACAGAAAGAUAUUUGCGACCCAUUGGAGCGUACAAACCGAUUUGGAUGCGAUUCGGCUGUGAGUGCUAAAAGAAUUAUGCCUUCCGAUGACGCAAUGCCAAUUUCCCCAUUCGGUGGUAGUUUUGUACGAUGUGAUGACAUAAAUCCAAUUGAGCCAACUAUAUUUGGACCUAAUAAUCAUGGUUCUGGGGAACCAGAAAAUGCAAGAACCGCCCAGUUGGGACUUAUUAAAGCUAAUUCAAGCCUAAGCUUAACGCGUUCUUCUUCAGGGAUUGUUAAUUCAAUUCGAAUUUCCAGUACAUCAAGUUCGUUACAGUCUACCUCAGCUCCUAUUUCGCCGAGCGUAAGUUCGGUUGCAACGAGUGUCUCUGAGCUACCAUCAUUCGACAGCGAUCCAGAUGACAUCUUUGAUGAUAUUUUACAAAAUGACUCUUUUAACUUUGAUAAAAACUUCAACUCUGAGCUUUCAAUUAAACAGGAACCUCAAAAUUUAACUGAUGCUGAAAUGAAUGCCCUAGCCAAGGACAGACAAAAGAAAGACAACCACAAUAUGAUUGAGCGAAGGCGACGCUUUAAUAUAAAUGACAGAAUAAAAGAGCUUGGUACCCUUUUGCCAAAGGGCAGUGAUGCUUUUUACGAAGUGGUUCGAGAUAUUCGUCCAAAUAAGGGGACAAUAUUGAAGUCCUCUGUUGACUACAUUAAAUGCUUGAAACAUGAAGUGACUCGCUUAAGACAAAAUGAGUUACGUCAACGUCAAGUAGAGUUACAAAAUCGAAAGCUCAUGUCUCGAAUAAAAGAAUUGGAAAUGCAGGCCAAGUCCCAUGGAAUUACGUUAUCAGAAAACCACUUAACAUCACUAUCAGCGCCUACUCAACCUUAUCUUAAAAGUUUUAGCCUGUCGCCUACUGCUUCUCGGAGUCGUCGAUCACUAUUUGACAAACCUGUUGAAAAAAAAUAGGUAGAGGACAGCACUGCUGCCAGGAAAAAAGAAAGUUAAUUCUUAAGCUAAGAAAGGAAGGAAAAACGUAUAAGCCCAUUCAAAAAAACCUUGAAGGUUCUGCCAAAAUGGUAUCCAAUGCCAUUAAAUAUGAAUGGAAGACCGAUAUAGACAGAUAUAGAGGAUCGACGCAUAGUUCGUUGCAGCAAAGUCUAUCCAUUUCAUCCUUUAGGGACAUAAAGACUAAGCCGAACUUGGGAAUCAGCCACGUUACAAUUCGGAGACGACUACUGAAUCAGAAUUUAAGUGCGAGGAGUCCACGAAAGGUGUUCCUACUUAGCCCAAGGCAUAAUGUUAAGCCUCGCUAAAACCUACCUAAACUGGCCAGUCUCCAAAUGGCUUAAUAUCCUUUGGACUGAUGGAUCAAAAAUAGUGCUAUUUGGUGGAAAUGGUUCACUACAGUAUAUCUGACGACCUCCAAACACGGAGUACCACCCAAAACAUCCACUGAAGACUUUCAAUCAUGGUGGACCUAAAAUCCUGGUAUGGGCUUGUUUUUUUUACAAUGGUAUGAGUCCAUAACAUAUGAUUUUUGAUUUUACAGACCAAAACGCAUAUGUAAAUAUACUUAGUGAUGUCUUACUGUCAUAUGCUGAACAGAAUAUGCCCUUAAAAUGGACGUUCCAACAUGAUAAUGAUCCGAAACAAACAAGCAAAUCGGCUAAGAAUUGGUUCACCCAAAAUAGAAUAGAUUUAAUGCCGUGGCCAGCACCAUCUUCCUAAGUAAGCCCGUUUGAAAACCUCUGGGGGACAUUAAACAAUUUUUGUCGAAGAACUCCCCGACGUCUAAGGCGCAGAGUUGUGCAGGAUGCAUGGUCAAAAAUUCCUCCCAAACGUUGCCAGGACCUGGUUUACUACAUACCGCGUGGGUGUAAGGCUGUGUUGGCUAACAAAGGCUAUCCAACCAAGUAGUAGGUCCUAAUUAACACAUUAAAAAAAAAACGUUCUAAGUCGAGCUGAAUUUUGUUACUAUUUUUUCAUAGCACUGCUUUUUCAGUGAACAAUAAAAGUGAAACGAUUGUUGAAUUGCUUAAAAUGAAUUACCAAAUGAUAUUGUAAAAAAAUUUGACCAUUAAAACUGUAUAUCAUAGGAAUUUUAUAUCUUAUGCCCGCAGGUCCCACGCACUGCUAUUUUUAUGAACACAGCUGUAUAUGCAAAAUGAGCAAUAUUUUUUGGAUUGUCACAGAAAUCCCUUGUACCAAAAUUAUUUUAACAUUUUAUCGUUAGCAGUUCAUAAAAGAUAAAAGUUAACAUAAAAUAAGCAAGAUAGAUAUAAAAUCUUGUAUUAAUGUUUUUAUACAUGUAAGUUUGCGACAUUAAACAAAUUUCACAACAUUUUCGGUAAGCCUUAAUUCCAAUAUAUUAAUUGGACAUACGGUUGCUAUACCCUUGCGGAAGAAAAUAAUGUAUUUUUUAAUCAGCCCCAACGCCGUGCUUUUUACCCAUAAGUGAUAAACCUUUAUAUUAUCAGACUGUCGAUCAUCCGUUUUUCCGCAGCCUUUCCAAUUCCUAUUUAUAAUGUUUUUACCCAGGCAAAUUGCACUGAUUUGAAUUAAUAAUUUAUGUUUUUUUUAAUAUAUUAGUAUAAGGGGAAUCCUACUUAAAUUUAAGUUGGAUUACUCUGUAUGAUAUACAUAUAACUGGAAUAAAAACGAUUUAAAUAAUCGGAGUUAA
Molecule: messenger RNA, 3710 nt
Organism: Drosophila mauritiana
Lineage: Eukaryota; Metazoa; Arthropoda; Insecta; Diptera; Drosophilidae
Gene: Mitf
Product: transcription factor E3
Exons: 9
Coding region: 50-1996 (648 amino acids)
Biological process (GO): regulation of transcription by RNA polymerase II
Cellular component (GO): nucleus
Molecular function (GO): RNA polymerase II cis-regulatory region sequence-specific DNA binding; DNA-binding transcription factor activity, RNA polymerase II-specific; protein dimerization activity
Source: RefSeq, a predicted model, not a curated record